GGAGAAAUAAGACCUUGUAAAAUUGCGUAUUAUGGUAGAACGGCUGAUAUAUGAUGCGGUCAUUUUGGUUGUGUUGUGGACUAGGAAUUCAUUGUUUUAGGAACGUGUGUCUCACAAUGACAUUCAUGGCCAUUUGUCUUGUGCCUGUAGAUGCGCUCCUCUGCUCCCAGUGCAUGUCAAACGCCACCGGAAGUUGUGCCUUGCGCGCCCCGGACGCAACACCCUGUCAGCCACGUGACCACAGCGACGCCGGGCCGGCUAACUGCAUGGUCGCGCGACAGAUCGACCGAAACGGGACGGUGCAAUCGUACAUCCGGGGAUGCAGCCAGGUACGCGUGGGCACCGGCUGCCUCCCUUACCCAAACGGAACCUCGCUCUGCUACCGCACUUGCUCAGAAGACGGGUGCAACCUCGCUAUGGCACAUGACAACUUUCCAUCGCUUUACUGUGCUGUUCUUGUGUUCAUAUACAUUUGUCUCUUGUAAUUCAUAAUGAAUUGUGUUAUGGUACUGAAAAUAUGUUCGCAACGUAAAUGUUUCUUUCUCUUUCGAUCAAAUCAGAGGCACCAAGUAGUGAAGAUUCGUUAACGCAAUCCCUUCGCAGUGAUCUCCCCUGACAAGCUGAACUAUUUUUAAAAAUAUCUUUCAUCUCCCAUGUUUUGGUUAGUUUUCAUCAAAUUUCAAUUAUUCAAGGUGCAUUGCUCACGUGUUAUACAUUGUGAUAGUGGUUAUUGUGCUGUAUAGGAAGAAAAACUG
Mya arenaria is the source of this 755-nucleotide messenger RNA. RefSeq lists its product as uncharacterized. Bases 51 to 485 code for a protein of 144 amino acids. The record is from RefSeq and is a predicted model, not a curated record. NCBI's taxonomy places the organism in Eukaryota, Metazoa, Mollusca, Bivalvia, Myida, Myidae. The transcript is spliced from 3 exons.